Acanthaster planci (crown-of-thorns starfish) is the source of this 1374-nucleotide messenger RNA. RefSeq names its product protein SpAN-like. NCBI's taxonomy places the organism in Eukaryota, Metazoa, Echinodermata, Asteroidea, Valvatida, Acanthasteridae. The record is from RefSeq and is a predicted model, not a curated record.
UUAACAAUGGAAUUGACAAAUAUUUCGCAAUCAAAGCUCUGAUGAAUAAUUUGUCACUCAUACACGUAUUGUCGGGACAAUAAGCAGUACCAGUACUUCGAAUAGAAAGUAUUUAAGCUGAUCCCAAAUUCGGAUAUCGAUACUUGCUCUUGAGCAGCGCAGUAACACGGUGAAGAUGAAAUUUGCUGCGGUUGUCACUUUGUUUGUUGCUGUAAGUCAGCUGGUGGUCGGGCAUCACUUUGACUUGAAAAAGUUCAAGGAGGAAUUCCUCGAAAAUGCAAAGACCGCAUCUGAAAUGCAAAGACAUCCCGAGGUUAAAGAAAAUGCAGAGGGCGCUGUACACGCUGAGACGAAACGUGCUGCUCUGGAUUGCACAGAACCAGGUACAUGCGGAGGGAACUUUCAAGACAGCGGCUGCAUUGUGUCACCUAAUUUUGGGCAAGGUGGUUAUGAUAAUGGUCUGAAUUGUGCCUAUAACAUCAAAGCUCCUGAAGGUAAACGUGUUGAAUUAACGAUUCUGGACAUGGACAUCGAAUACCAUGCACAGUGUAACUGGGAUCGAAUGGAGAUUUUUCUAGGACAAGGAAUCUUUGGCGCUCUGAAGAUUUGCGGUUCGGAUCUUCCAGCGGGUACCUUUUUGUCCCUGGCCGAUACAAUGACAGUGCGUUUCAAGAGCGAUGCUAGUGUGAAUGGGCGUGGCUUCGCCGCGAAGUUUGAAUCCGUCACCACAGAGUAACCAGAGGAGAAGCCGCGAGAUUUGGCACGGGGGUCUGACGGUCCCAACGCUGUAAAUCUCAUUUGCCUCAAGAAAUCACAGUACAUACAAGUAUAGUAUAAGGAAUAAUGUAUUGUAAUCAGUUUAAAAUGCCUCAUCAAGGCAUACGUCCAAGUAACUGUAAGGCUACGUCUAAUUUGAUCUUAGGUCUAGCCAUCUGGAUUGUAGGGCAGGAUAGUUUUUGCUCGAGAAUCACGUCCUUCAAAGUUGUGAACUCCCAUGACCAGCAAAAACUGUUUUCGUUCAGCAAGAUGGGCACACAUACCUCCGAAUUCCCCGUACCCCCAUGUGCCCCCAAGCGUAACAAAAAUUUUUCCCCAAAACAACACCGCUGAAAGCUGGUGCUCUCAUAAGAUGCUGGUACCCCCUUUGUGUCCCCAUUUGUAAAAUCCUGGCUGCGCCGGCCAUUGUGCAAUGCACAGAUCAAGUACGAGCUGAUAGCAUAUUUUGCCUUUCUUCUUUGUUACUGGAAAUAACUUCACCAACUGGUUCAUUUAUCUCAAAUUUAAUACAAUAACCGCUGAUUUGAAAUAAAUUGCCUUAAAAUAAUUUUAUCGAUGAUUAUAAUUGAGAAAUAAACUACCACACUGUGAUCAACA